Molecule: messenger RNA, 925 nt
Organism: Symbiodinium sp. CCMP2456
Lineage: Eukaryota; Dinophyceae; Suessiales; Symbiodiniaceae
Source: the annotation of a GenBank genome assembly
GCCCCGAGGACAUGUUCCUUCGAGCGAACGGGAUAUUGCGGCAUGCGGCAGACAGGCUGUGCACGCAAGCAGCAGUGGAAUCACUCCAAUGGCAGGCUUCGCUGUGGCUCUGCCUUUGCUGGUGAGGCGAAGGUCGCAGCGAUUGAAGUCCGGAUUGCAUUGGAGGUCCCGCCACCGACUGUUAGUUGCCAGCAAGCUCGAGGUGUACAGUGCUGAAGAGGUCGAGGCUGCCGCCUUGGCGAAGCCGUUGGCAGUGCUGGGUCGGGCGGCUGAGGUUGUCUUCCGUGUCGGCCGCUUUUUCUUGAACUUGAAGCUCGACGAGCUUCAGGGCAACACAGACUCGCAGUACGUGAAGCUCAGGUCGGCUGAGCUGCGGGAGCUGCUCUUGGUCCUGGGUCCCUGCUACGUGAAGUUGGGCCAGGCCUUGGCCAAUCGCCCGGACAUCGUUAGAGAUGACUACAUGGAAGAGCUCGAGGCCCUGCAGGACAAGGUGCCGCCCUUCCCCACCGAGGAGGCCAUGCGAAUUCUCGCUGCGGAGCUGGGUGAGGAUCCCCGCCGAGUCUUUCCCGAGCUCACGCCGCAGCCCGUGGCCGCGGCAUCUUUGGGCCAGGUCUACCGUGGCCGCUUGCGGAACGGCGCCGAGGUCGCAGUGAAGGUUCAACGUCCGGGACUGAAGGACAUCUUGGUCCUGGACAUGUACAUCUUCCGGACGCUGGCGCAGCUGCUGAACGACUGGGCGCAAACGAAUCUGGGGUGCAAUGCGACCCUCGUUGUCGACGAGUUUGCCAAGAAGCUGUGGGAGGAAGCAGACUACGCCCACGAAGCUAAGAACGCCGAGAUGUUCCGGCGCAACUUCGAGGCGGAUGAAUCUGUGAAGAUACCGAAGGUCUUCAUGCAGUACGUCCGGCAGAAGGUUCUGGCCUGA